UCCCACACUGACCCCAGCUCCUGAGUCCUGAGCAGCUUCUACCCAGCUCCGCUGCACCAUGGGCAGCCUCGAGCCCAGCCACUGGCCCCUGGUCCUGGUUCUUGUGCUGCAGCUUCAGUCUGUGAAGGUGCAGGGAAUCGAUCCUGUGUCCCGGAGGCUACGACGGCUCAACGAACAGUUUCAACAGUUCCGGGCACUGACCCAGGCCCGUUUGGACAUGUUGGCCCUGAACCAGAACAGGAACUCCUCAUGGGGGCUGGAGAGCCGUGUUCAGGCCCUAAAUGAUCAGUACCACCACAUGUCCCAGGACCUCAAGCACCUGAAUCACAACACAACACAGGAGAUAGAGGGUCUCAGGGAGUGGAGCAGGAAGCUUGAGAAGAAGAACAAGCGGAUAGAGGGUCGUAUGAUUUUGAUGGAGAGGAACCUGAGGGAGACUCAACACCAAACCCAGGAAGAGAAGCCUGAUCUUGGUCAGGAUUUGUCAAACCUUACGCUGGAGCUUCAGGGCCAAGAGGACAGGCUGGCUGCCCUUCAAGCCCAGCGCGAUGAGCUGCUAUUGGGGCUGAGAGGGUUGCAGGAAUCCCUGAAAAUCCAGAUGCUGCGUGUGACUCGAGUGGAGGGACGUCUUGGCGAGUUCCUGCAUUUGAAUGGAGGAGGGAACGUCAGGGGUUCAGUGAGAGAGGGAGAGUCCCUGAAAUCCAACAUCACACCCCAAGAAUACCACGAAUCACGCGAAAGAUCCAAAACCCAUGGAGGAGGGAGGCCUGGAAGGAUUCUGAAAGGACAUAACCAACCCAGAGCAGAUGAAAUCAGUCAAACCAAGACUGAUAGUCCUUCACAGUCUAGGUCAUAUGAAGAGCAUGCAACAAACCAUCCUAAGCAUACAAAAGCCAAAAAGCCAAGACCACAGACAAAUUCUCAACCACAGAUACCAAACCCCACAUCCCAGGCAACACUAUACCUGCCCCAGCGCGACCCUUACCACCCCCUGUCACAAAUCCAGAUGGGCGUUCAGACAAGGCCUUACCCCAUCAAGCAGGAGCAGCUCCAGUCUCGUCAGUCGGUCCCUUAUCGUCAUGCCCAGGUCCGACAACCAUUCCAGCCUCAUUCACGACCUCAGAAACACCCCCAGUCCCACCAUUAUUCCUCUUGGCCUCAACCCCUGACCCAGGCCAAAGACAGACGGAACAGCACCAGGGUUGAGGCUCCCGAGCCCCAGGUCUCACGUGUUGUCCCUCAACCCCAGUCUGAGCCACAUCAGUCCAGGGCUGGCAGGUGGAAAGUUGAGGAGGAGGAAGAAAGUGAGACUAAGGUGGAAACUUCAGUGAUCCAUAACAUCCUCAAUCUUCCUGUGAGGCACAAGAUCCCAGAACGACCUGUUCCUAGAAAGGAUGCGACCAUCUGUAAUGUGGACUCCAUGCUGUUUUUCCCUUCUGCAUCAGCAGAGAACUACGUCACCUUCUCCCUGACUCUCCCCCACCUCCCUGAACUUUCUGUGUGUCUCUGGCUCCGUGUGGAGGCCUCACAUGUCGGCACGCUGCUCAGCUACGCCACAGAGGACAAUGACAACCAGUUAGUUCUGUAUGGACGCAACUCCCCCUCAUCCUCCCAGUCCUCUUACUCCUCUUCUCCACUCUCGUCGACUUCGUACUCGGCUUCUCCACUGUCCCUGGACUUUGUAAUUGGAGACCCCGUCUAUCGGCGUCUCGCCAUGUCGUCGCUCCUUGACGCUCGCUGGCACCACCUCUGCAUCCUCUGGUCCUCCAUCCAGGGUCGUUUCUGGCACUACAGUGACCGCCGCCUUGUCUCUUCUGGCUCCAACUUCAGGAAGGGCUGGGAGAUUCCCGGAGGAGGAUCAGUGGUGUUGGGGCAGGAGCAGGACUCUGUUGGUGGAGGGUUUGACCCCACAGAGGGGUUCGCUGGGCAGAUGGCAGGGUUCAGGGUAUGGAACCGGGUGCUGAGUCCAUUGGAGGUGGAAGGGGUGGCAGAAGGGAGAGGUGUGCCCAGAGGUGUGGUGCUCGACAUGGAGGAUAUAGAGGAGGUCCAUGGGGAGGUGCAGCAGGUGGCAUGUGAAUGCUUAGAGCACUGUGCAGGAUAAAGUUAUGAAUGAGGUUUCAAAUGAAGCAUCAUUUAAUUAACUUCUACAGAUAUGACUGCUUUGUUGUCACAGUCUUGGUUGGUGUAUUUUUAACUUUUUUUUUUGCACUAAGACACAGGCUAAAAAUAUCUUUACAGCAAUUUACAGCACAAACGUAAUAAAAGGAGAGAUUCUCGCUCAGGGUCACUGUAGCAGGGUCAAAGCUGUUAAGACAGCAGAUAGAUGCAGCAUCUGUAUGUUUUAAUGUUCUUCUAUAUGAAUAAACUAAUCAUGC
Messenger RNA from Paralichthys olivaceus (Japanese flounder), 2375 nucleotides. It is a transcript of the gene ptx4, whose product is annotated as pentraxin 4, long. Lineage: Eukaryota; Metazoa; Chordata; Actinopteri; Pleuronectiformes; Paralichthyidae. The record is from RefSeq and is a predicted model, not a curated record.